Messenger RNA from Microplitis demolitor, 2025 nucleotides. RefSeq names its product protein crumbs. The transcript is spliced from 6 exons. The coding region runs from base 1 to 1563 and encodes 520 amino acids. The record is from RefSeq and is a predicted model, not a curated record. NCBI's taxonomy places the organism in Eukaryota, Metazoa, Arthropoda, Insecta, Hymenoptera, Braconidae.
AUGCCAAAAAUUGGAAUCUCAUACUCAAUUUCAAGUGUGGCUUUAAUUUUGUUUGUAAAAAUAAUUUACGGAUUACCGUGUAUCACUGAUAUACAUUGUUAUGCAAAUGCAAAAUGUUCAAUCGAUAAGAAUUGUGUUUGUCUACCAAAUUAUGUUCAAUUAAAUGAAACAACAUGUGCACCACUACUAGGUGAAUAUUGUUCAAGUAAUGAACAAUGUACACCCCAUAAUUCAAUUUGUUCUAACAAUAAGUGUAUGUGUGAUAUUAAUUACUCACAAUUAUCUAAUGACAAGUGCACAGCAAUAUACUUAGGACAACCCUGUAAUGAGAAUGAAGAUUGUAACCAUAUAAACUAUGCUGAGUGCUCUGAUGAUAAUAAAUGUGUUUGUGAAUCAAAUUAUAUUAAAGAUGGUAAAUUAGCAUGUUCAUCGCUAUUAGGAGGAUAUUGUCGCAAAGAUAAAGAUUGUUCAGUCAAUAAGUCGAUCUGUUAUCGUAGCAAAUGUCAAUGUCCAGAUAAUUAUGUACAACGGUCUAAUCUUGAAUGCCUGCCGAUUAAGUUGGACAAAAGUUGUAUCAAUGAUGUAGAAUGUGCUGGAACAAAUCACAGUAUAUGUUCAAAAACAAAUGAUUGUAUUUGUGAAUCAAACUAUUUUGCAAUAUCCAAAAAAACAUGUAGACCACUUUUGAACGGAUUUUGUUUAAAAGAUGAACAAUGUACCGUCAAUAAUUCUAUUUGUGUCGACAAUAAGUGUCAAUGUAAACCUAAAUAUAAAUCUUAUGCAAACAACCGAUGUAUUACAUCUUAUUUGAAUGAAUCUUGUAUAAGCGAUAUAGAUUGUGAAGGAAUAAGUUAUGGAAAAUGUUCAAAUGAUGGUAAAUGUGCGUGUAAAAAAAAUUUUUCACAAUUGAACGAAACAACAUGUGCGCCCCUACUAGACGAAUUCUGUACAACGCAUGCAGAAUGCAUUGUUAAUAAUUCAGUUUGUAGAGACAAUAAAUGUCAAUGUAAAUUUUUUAUGACUUCUAUAUCUAAUCGUCAAUGUAUACCACUACUGACGGAUACAUUUUGCUACAAUGAUAAUGAUUGCCAUGAUAUAAAGCAUACAAAGUGUGCAGAUAAUAAACGAUGUUCUUGUAUAUCAAAUUAUAUGCCAAUAAAUAAUACUGUUUGUGCACCACUUAUAACUGGAGACUGUUUAAAUGAUAAUGACUGUAUUACGGAAAAUUCAUUUUGUUUGAAUAAUACGUGUCAAUGCAGACAUAAUUAUAGAGCACGUUCUUAUGUCAGCUGCGAAAAAGUUUCAUUGGGAGAUUCUUGUCAUAAAAAUUCAGAUUGUGAGAUGAUAAAAAAUGCUCAAUGUUCAAAUCAUAAUAAAAAAUGUAUUUGUAAUGAAAAUACUUUUGUAUUUAAUGAAACUUCUUGCAUACCGAUGAUUGGUAAAUUUUGUUCAAAAGACAAUGAAUGUGAUUAUGAUCGCUAUCAUUGUUUUGAUAAUAAGUGUCAAUGUCUUUAUCAUUAUUUACCUGUGUCAGAAAAUCAGUGUGUAUCGGGUGGGUAUUAAACUUUAACAUUAAAUAAUUAAUUUCAAAUCGUAGAAAAUAUUUCGUUGAUUCCACUAUAAAAUUGGAAUUUUUUUCAUGUUUUUCAGAGUAAUAGAAAAGUUUGUUUAUUUUGAAUUCUGUGAUUAUAGCAUCGGUAGUUACCAAAUGUAAUAAUGAUACAGAUUGUGGCGUUCCAUGGCAUUGGGAAUGUUCGAAAAGCAAAAGAUGUUCAUGUAAAGCGAACAAUACUGCAAUAGGUAGAAACACAUGCUUACCACUUAUUGGAGGAUAUUGUUGGAGAGAUGAUCAGUGUGUUGUUGAGAAUUCUUUUUGCAUCGAUUUUCACUGUAGAUGUAAAGACCCAUAUAUAGCUGUGGCUAAUAAUUUGUGUACAAAAAAUUAAUGUAAGCAAUCAUACGUUAUUAAAAAUCUAUUUAAUCGGAAAAAUAUGAAAUUUAGAAUAUUUGUAUUUGUUAUCUUAA